Molecule: messenger RNA, 2901 nt
Organism: Magnolia sinica
Lineage: Eukaryota; Viridiplantae; Streptophyta; Magnoliopsida; Magnoliales; Magnoliaceae
Product: pentatricopeptide repeat-containing protein At5g15340, mitochondrial
Exons: 1
Coding region: 78-2051 (657 amino acids)
Biological process (GO): RNA modification
Molecular function (GO): RNA binding; protein binding; zinc ion binding
Source: RefSeq, a predicted model, not a curated record
UAGAGUUCCAUGCUCCGCUGCCUAUUAGGUUGAAACAGAAUGAAAGCAUGUGGAGAAACUGAGAGAGAGGGAGGGAGAUGAGAUGGCCCGAUCACAGUCGUAUCUCUUCUUCUUCAACCAAAUCCGUAUUCUCUGAUUACAGAUGUACGGUGAGGAAAUGCGGUCGUGCAGGCUGCCUACAGGAGGGCCAACAGAUCCACGCCCUCCUUGUCAAGAAUGGUAUAGCCUCAUCUCCAUCAGCCUUUAUUCACAACGCCCUCCUUUAUAUGUACGCUGCCUGUGCGUCCGUCUCAGCCGCUCGCCAGGCGUUCCAACAAAUCCCCCACACCCACAGGGACAUUGUCGAUUGGACCACCCUCAUGUCCUGUUACGCUCGUAACUCCCUCCCCGCGCAAGCCCUCGAUCUCUUCCUUACCAUGAUGCAACAACAACAGCAAGAACAAGGAAACAAAGGAGAAGAAGGGCCAUAUUCGUCUUCGGUGCGCCCUGACGAGGUCACCAUGGUCUGCCUCUUCAGCGCGUGCGCCCAGCUGAGGGACCCCAUCGCUGGGGCCCAAGCUCACCUCUUCAUCAUCAAGACGGGGCUGCCCUUCACGCUCACCUCACGCAAUGCCGCCAUGGACAUGUACGCCAAGUGCAGCUGCAUUUCCGAUGCUCGUCAGAUGCUCGAAGAGAUGACCGACCCGACCAUCGUCUCUUGGACCAUAAUCCUUUAUGGCACCCUGACCAUUGAGGGCGUGAACAGCGCUAGGCAAGUGUUCGAUGGAAUGCGUGAGAAGAACGAGGUUGCUUGGACAGUGAUGAUAACAGGCUACGUUGAGGCUGGCCUCCCAAGGGAAGCCAUGUCAUUGCUGGCCCAGAUGAUCUUCUCCUACAACAGCAGUUUUUUGACCCUCAACCACGUCACCCUCUGCUCCCUUCUGUCAGCUUGCUCCCAGUCGGGAGACCUAACUAUUGGCAGAUGGAUCCAUGCCCAUGCGGUGAAGAUGAUGGAGGAGGAAAGGCACCCCCUUCUCAUGGUGGGCACAGCUCUGGUCAAUAUGUAUUGCAAAUGCGGAAGGUUAGACCGUGCAGUCAUUGUAUUCAACAAAAUGCCCCAAAGAAAUGUCGUCGCUUGGAACGCAAUGAUGAGUGGGCUGGCGAUGCACGGGCAAGGCCAUGCUGCGUUAAGUCUCUUUUCUCAGAUGGCUGUGGAAGCCCAGCCAGAUGACAUCACCCUUGUGGCUGUUCUGAGUGCCUGCAGUCACUCAGGCCUGGUGGAUCAAGGCCGGCAAUACUUUUCUGACCUAUGGUCAGUUUACGCUAUAGUGCCUAAAGUUGAGCAUUAUGCUUGUAUGGUUGAUCUCUUAGGAAGGGCAGGGCAGCUGGAGGAAGCCGAGGCUUUGAUUAGGGAGAUGCCUAUCCGUCCUAACGAGGUAGUUUUAGGUUCCCUCCUUGGCUCCUGCAGCCUUCAUGGGAAACUUGAGCUGGGCGAGCGCUUGCUACGUGAGCUGGUGCAGAUGGACCCCCUCAACACCCAAUACCACAUGCUGCUCUCAAACAUGUAUGCAUCUGCUGGAAGGCAGGACAAGGCCUAUGCUCUCAGAAAGAUGCUUAAGAGUAGAGGAAUACGAAAAGUGCCGGGCAUGAGCUUUAUCCAUGUAGGUGGACAAGUUCACAGGUUCACUGCAGGGGACAAGAUGCACCCUCAAACUCAAGAUGUUUAUUCUAUGCUGGACGAGAUAACCAGACGGUUGAGGCUGGCUGGCUAUGUGCCCAACAAUUGCUCACAAAUCUUUCAUUUUAAUCUGAUGGAUGGCAGCAUGGAUGAGCAAGAGGAAGUGGAGCAAUCGCUCUUCACUCACAGUGAGAGGCUGGCCAUCUCAUUUGGCCUUGUAAGUACAAAGGAUGGUGUUCCACUCCACAUCUUUAAGAACCUCCGCAUAUGCCGAGACUGCCACACUGCCAUUAAACUUAUUUCUGAUAUUUUUAAUCGGGAGAUCACUGUUAGAGACCGCAAUCGUUUCCACUCCUUCAAAAAGGGUUCCUGUUCUUGUUCUGAUUACUGGUGAUUGGAGUCACCAAGAGGAAAUAAUUUUACAUGUAGCCGCCUGCCUGCUUUUCUUCAUAGCUUGCUGAUGGCGGUAGCAAUUGCACCAGCAAGUCCCAGCCCAUGUACAGUGGGGUUCAUGUCAGGUGGGCAGCCAGUUCCACAAACGUGUGCCGAGCAAGCCUACAUCAGUCACGACCGAGGUAGAACAACUCCAAAAUUGUUCACUCCAAUCGAUUGCUCGUGAUACGAUGGCCAUUCAGUCUGCAUACAACUCUGGGCUAAAGAGAGGCCGACUGCCAUUUAAUUCCAGCAAAUUCUCAUGUUGGUGAUUUUCAGAAUGCAACUCACGCAAUGGACGUGCAGCUGACAUGCAUCCAUUUGAAAUUUGGAUGGUCCAAACUACGAUGCACAUAUCAUACGUGCAGCUGACUUACAUUCUUGCCACAUGUUUGCGAUGAUGAUAGUUUCCAUGUGCAGUUGCAUAGGCAUUCCACUGAUACACUGAUACACUGGAAUAAUGCGUCGAACAUGAAGGCCAAGCUGAUUGCCUGCGACCCCAGUUACUGCAGUCGGAGGCUCCACCGUAGUGUUUUCGAGAAAUCCACCCCGUCCAGCCGUUUUCCCAGCUCUUGUUAGGACAUGAGCCCAAAACUGAGGCAGAUCCAAUAUUCAAGUGCGCCAGAAAAUAGUGGGGAUUAAAUGCCCAUCGUUGAAACAUUUGUGGGGCCACAUAAGUUUUGGAUAGGCUAAUAUUUUUGUAUUUUCAGUUCAUGAAUGACGUUAUGAAACGGUAUGGAUGGCAUAUAAACAUCACGGUGGACCAGGAAAGCAUCAAUGGUAGAUAUUUCUCUACCCAUCUUUUCCCGUCA